Tigriopus californicus is the source of this 1582-nucleotide messenger RNA. Its product is annotated as cytochrome P450 315a1, mitochondrial-like. The transcript has a single exon. The record is from RefSeq and is a predicted model, not a curated record. NCBI's taxonomy places the organism in Eukaryota, Metazoa, Arthropoda, Copepoda, Harpacticoida, Harpacticidae. Bases 119 to 1471 code for a protein of 450 amino acids. Gene Ontology annotation, molecular function: monooxygenase activity; oxidoreductase activity, acting on paired donors, with incorporation or reduction of molecular oxygen; heme binding.
GACAUCCAUUCGAGUUUUUGAAUCAACCUACUAAUCUAAUCGUGCGAUCUGGUCUGUAACUGAACCUCUAACACAAACACAGACAGAGCCCUGCCUUAAAUCUACCAGUCAACCGAAAAUGUUCGUCAGACAAUUGUCAACAAAGGCGAAAUCCUUCAGAACCAUUCCUUUGGCGAGGUUGGAAGAUGUCGGACCCGAAUUCCAACCCAAUCCCACUCUGAAACUUCACAUCUUAAACCACCAAAGGCAUUUGGAAUAUGGUCCAAUUUAUCGAGAAAGUGUCGGUCCUGACUCGGAUAUUGUUUGGAUUGGAUGCGGACAAAUGUGCCAAGAAGUCUUUCAACAAGAGGGACAGUAUCCAAGAAACCUCAUCCCACGAGCUUGGACGGUCUAUAACGAGAAAUACGGCGUGGAACGAGGAAUUUUCUUCAAACAAGGACCGGAUUGGGCCACGUGGAGGCAUCGGUUGAACCCUAUCUUCUUCAAGUCUCCGGAUAGAUUUUGGAACCUAACUGAUCACGUCACCCAUGAACUUUUAGCAGGCUUGGAAAAUGACCCUGCGGAUUUAGAAGAGAAGCUGAGACGUUGGGCGGUGGCAUCCACUCUCACCAUGAUUUUUGGACAUUCGUUCCGAGAAUAUCCGUUCGAUAUGGCUGAUUUCAGUGCACAUGCCCAAAACAUCUUCGAGCAAUCUGCCAAGCUUCAGUUACUCUCUGCUGAUGACGAAGCUGAGAGAAGUACGGAUUUGUGGCAAAAUUUUGCCCAAUCUGUUACAAAGUCGUUGUUGAUGACAAACGAGCUUACGGAUGCGAUGCUACAAGGUCCUUCAAAAAAUGGAUUAUUGUCAGUAUUGAGGGCUCAAUCCGUUUUCUCUGAGACCGAGCUAUCGCUCCUCGUAUCAGACCUUGUGAUUGCCUCUCAAGAUACCGUUUCCAACACUGCACUAUGGAUGAUCCAUGUACUGGCUUCCAAUCCGCAGGUUCGCACAAUUUACCAAUCCGAAAGGAAUCCAAAUAAUUUUGUGAAAUUCAUCGUCAAAGAAACCUUCCGGAUGUUUCCCGUGGCUACAUUUCUAACUCGAAUUGCUCCGAAUGAGAUCAAUGUGGGUGGCUAUUUGUUGCCUGAAGGUCAACUUAUUCUGAUGUCCAUGUUUCACAUGGGUCGAAGGCCAGACUACUUCACAGAUCCAGAAAUAUUCUGGCCCAAUCGAUGGGAACGAUCUCAAACCGGUGCAAGAUACCGCAAAGGGGUGGAUUCCGCAGCCAGAUUUGCUACCAUUCCUUUUGGCUUUGGUGCCCGAAGCUGUUUGGCUAAGCUUUUAGCGGAGUAUCAGCUUCAGUUUCUUGCCAGAGAGAUCUUGAAUCGAUAUGAUUUGACUUCAUUGAAUGAAGAUGUGGAUAUGAUCAUGAAAAUGACGGGCAUUCCGAACCAACCGAUCUCGAUCCGAAUGAGAAAAAAUUCGAUCGUUUAGCACGCUCUAGCUGCGGUUUAUUCGGAUUUACUCAACGCCCUCAGCAGAAAAAAAAAAUAAUGAAAAUAUAUUUUUAAAAAGAAUAUUGAACUAGAAACUUCCUUAGGUGCA